This is a messenger RNA of Lodderomyces theae, 4470 nucleotides long. RefSeq lists its product as uncharacterized. Gene Ontology annotation, cellular component: membrane. The record is from RefSeq and is a predicted model, not a curated record. Bases 1 to 4470 code for a protein of 1489 amino acids. Gene Ontology annotation, molecular function: transmembrane transporter activity. NCBI's taxonomy places the organism in Eukaryota, Fungi, Ascomycota, Pichiomycetes, Serinales, Debaryomycetaceae. Gene Ontology annotation, biological process: oligopeptide transport; transmembrane transport. The transcript has 2 exons.
AUGUCAACCUCCUCCAUUGAUCAUACAGACCACGAAAAGGCAGCUCAAGUGAAUGUAGCUGUCACUUACGAGAGAUCCACAGUCGAAGAUGAGGAAUACGACUACGAUGAUCCCAAAAACUACAGUACCAACUACGUUGAUGAGUACAAUCCAAGAGGGUUGAGAGUUCCAACCAAAUCGGAAGAGGAAACUUUGAGAAGAGUCAUUGGUAAGAUCAACUACGCCAUCUUCCUCAUUUGUGUUGUUGAGUUUGCAGAAAGAGCCUCAUACUAUUCCGUUACUGGUAUCUUGGCAAAUUUUAUCCAGAGACCAUUGCCAGAGAACUCGCCACAUGGAUGGGGUGCUCCGCAAUCUGACGAUGGAAGUGAAAGUGCUGGUGCUUUGAACAGAGGAUUGCAAGCGGCUAAUGCGUUGACAAAUUUAAUUUCGCUUUUAGUAAGUGUUGUGCCUCUACUUGGUGGCUAUUUGGCAGAUACAAAGUGGGGUAGAUGGAAAACCAUUCAGUGGGGUGUUGUGUUUGGUGGUAUUGCCCACAUCUUAUUCAUCAUUUCUGCAGCUCCAAGUGUUAUUGCUAAUGGAAAAGCUGGUUUGGCGCUUUGUAUUCUUGCCAUCUUUACUUUGGCUUUUGGUUCCGGAUUCAUCUCACCCAAUCUUUUACCAUUACUUUUGGACCAGUACCCGGAGUCUGGAAACAGGGUCAAGGUCUUGAAAAGCGGGGAAAAAGUGAUUGUUGAUAGGGAAAAGACAUUGGAAAGUGUCACUAUGAUAUUCUACUGGGCAAUCAACAUCGGAGCAUUUUUUCAGCUAGCAACAUCCUACUGUGAAAGACGAAUUGGGUUCUGGUUUGCAUUUUUCAUCCCAUUGAUACUUUAUCUUGUUAUGCCACUUGCAUUUUGGUUUGUUAAGCCAAAAUUGGUUUUUGAAAAACCAAGUGGAUCAGUCAUUGGAAAGGUUCUCAAGAUCCUUGUUGUAACCUUCUCGGGUAACUUUGUCAAGCGUGUUUUUGAUGGUACAUUUUGGGAAUAUGCAAAGCCAUCAGCCAUGAGAGCAAGAGGCCGCGAAUACUUCAACACCAAGAAACAAACUCCUAUCAACUGGACUGAUCAACAUGUUCUUGACGUCAAGCAAACUUUUGAUGCUUGUAAGUUGUUCUUUUACUACAUCUUUUUCAAUUUGGCCGAUAAUGGAUUAGGUUCAGUGGAAACGUCAUUGGCAGGAGCAAUGAAUUUGAAUGGUGUUCCAAAUGAUUUGUUCAACAACUUUAACCCACUUGCCAUCAUUGUUGUCAUUCCAGUUUUGGACUUUCUCAUUUACCCGCUUUUGAGAAGGUUGCGUGUCAAUUUUAGGCCCAUUUACAGGGUUUUCACUGGUUUCGUUAUUGUAUCCUUAUCGCAAGUCGUUGGUGCUGUUUUGCAACACCGUGUCUACCAAACUUCUCCAUGUGGAAAUCACUCAACCAACUGUUCAAAGACAUCUCCAAUUAGUGCUUGGAGUGCUUCGGCAGUGUACAUUUUGACUGGUACUUCUGAGUGUUUUGCCAUGACCACCAUCUACACUUUGACAUACAACAGAGCAGCUCCAGCAAUGAAGGGGUUCACUUACGCUUUGAACUCGUUUACCGGUGCAAUCAGUUCGGCAAUCAGCUUGGCAGUCACCCCCGCUUUGACAGACCCAUAUUUGGUACUUGUGUUUGCUGUUAUUGCUGGAGUUUCGUUCUUGGCUGGUGCUAUUGUGUUGGUGCAGUUUUUCAAUUUGCACAAGACCAUGGCAGAAGAAGAAAAGGAGAGAAUGGCAUUGGGUGGAUCCGUAGUGUCUGAGAAAAGUGACGAAAAUAAUGAAUUAGAGGCCGUGAGGCCAGGCUUAAGCUCCAGAGAGCUGCUAUCCUCGAGUGUCAUUCAUGACGGAUUGCGAUCACAUUCAAGGAAGGGAGCAAGUCAUCUUCCGAGUCUUCCUAAUUCGCCUAGUGUUCAAUCAGACAAGGAUUUCUUCGACAAAGACGCAAAUCUUUCCAACCAGGAUGAUGCUGAGGGGAACAGCUAUGUUGAAUUUGAUUUGAGCUCGAUGAAUACGAGAAAUAGAACUAGCGAGUCGCUUUCAAAAGUAUCUGAAAAGGUAUAUACUCCUUCCAACCCUAACACGCCACAGAUUGAAGAGCAUCCUGAAAACCCUUUCAACACCACCCGACCUAAACUACAUCCAGAAUCACAAGAGGACGAUUUUUUUAGUGAAUCCAACUGGAAAGAGAUGAAGACGAUUUCUGACAUGGACUUUUACAAUGACAAGGGGGAACUACAGUACAAAUCCGAAUCGGGGCAUGAUUUCAUCCACAAUAACAACGUUCAUUUCGGAUAUACAAAAAUAGACACAGAAGAGCAGGUCAACAAGUACGCAGCUCUAGAUAAAAAGACGGAUUUCCUAUUCAAAAAUGCAACCCACAAACCACGUACUUAUGGAGAGAAAAAUGUACUUUUCGACGCAGAGGAUGAUGAGGAGUUUGACAACGAUGACGAAGUUGAUCCAAAUGAGGCAUUGACUGAUACAAAAGACAUGCUUUCUGAUUCCCAGCGAUUGGCGUACGUGGGAAUGGCUAAAUUGAUAACGGUAGAUAUGGCAACCAAAUUGGUUAUGGUGCAGUUUGGCACGAGCAGCAAAUUAGCAAAGCAAAUGAGUGAGUCCCAGAAACAUUUUUCCAAUUGGUCUUCGAGUACUUCGCUCAAAUUAUACGAUCAUUUGGGUUUGAUCAAGGAAGAGAAGGAGAUGAUUGAAAAUCUUAGUAAGCACGGAGUAGAGGUGAAUGAUUUGGUGAAAAGCAUAACGUCUUUGGAGCUUAACAAACCGGAGGCACUUCGAGAUAGCUUUGAUUUGAGAUGGGUUUUAGUGUGUGAUUUGUUUUUACUUCUUCUCAGUGAUGGCUAUUAUGACGCACGCUCGAGGUCCCUCUUGAUGACAUUUGCAGAUAUAAUGGGAAUAUCCAGCUUGGAGAUUUUGCAGUUUGAACGAAGAUUAAUGGAAUGUCUUGAUAUGGAGACGAAGGAGAAAUCGAUUGAAAACAAAGACGAAUUACUAAACGAUCAGCUGUUUGUCAAGCAACAAAUCAAAAAGAACAAGAAUAAACGGUUGGUCAUGAUUGGGUUGGCAACUUUGGGGGGAAGUUUGGCCAUUGGAUUAUCUGCGGGGCUAUUGGCUCCAGUUAUUGGGGCAGGUAUUGCUGCAGGUUUGACAACAGUGGGAAUUACGGGGACAAGUGGGUUCUUGGCCGGAGUUGGAGGCAGUGUUUUGAUUACUACCAGUGGAGUUGCCAUUGGUGCCCAAGUUGGGAACAAAGCCGGCUCCAGAAGAGUGGGUGAUGUGCAAACAUUUGAGCUCAAACCGUUACACAAUAAUAAAAGGCCAAAUCUAAUAGUAACUGUUAGUGGUUGGAUGAAUGGUGCAAUGGAUGAUGUCAGACUUCCCUUUUCAACUGUUGAUCCUGUAAUGGGGGAUAUGUUUUCAUUGCUUUGGGAACCAGAGAUGUUGCAAUCUAUGGGUCAAACAAUUGGAAUAUUAGCCAGUGAGGCAUUGAGUACAUCUAUACAACAAAUACUUGGUGCCACUAUACUAAGUGCUUUGAUGUCAGCAAUCCAACUACCAAUGGCCUUAUCCAAGCUAUCCUAUUUGUUGGACAAUCCAUGGAAUGUGUCGUUGGACCGUGCAUGGAAGGCGGGAAAGAUUUUGGCAGAAACAAUCUUAUCUGGAAACUUGGGUGUGAGGCCUAUAACGUUGGUUGGAUUUUCAUUAGGUGCCAGGUUGAUUUAUUCUUGCUUGAUUGAAAUGGCGCAGAGAGGGGGCUAUGGGCUAAUAGAAAAUGUGAUUCUCUUGGGUGCACCAAUUGCUAUUGACGUGGACCAUCUCGCCCAGGCGAGGUCCGUUGUCAGUGGUAAAUUCAUCAAUGGGUAUUCAAAGAAGGACUGGAUAUUGGGAUAUUUAUUCAGAGCAACUGGUGGUGGAAUUCUGACGGUUGCUGGGUUAUCAGCAUUGGAAACUGUUAGCGGGAUUGAGAAUAUUGAUUGUACUGAAUUUGUGGAAGGGCACAUGUCUUACAGAAAAGCAAUUCCAAAGAUUUUAAAGUCCAUAAAUUGGGAAGUUUUGAGCGAUGAUUUUGCAGAGAUUGAAGAGCCUGAUCCGGAGCAAGGGGAGAGACAAAGACAGUUGAUUAGCGAGUUUGAUGAAGCUAGAGCAAAAAUGGAGGAACAGAAAUCUACACAGACAGAGCCUAGGGGAUGGAAAAAGUGGUUCAAGCCAAAGAAGAAGGAUUGGUGGGAUAUUUAUGGUCAGCCUGGUGCUGACAAAGACAAAAAGGAUAGAACAAGUGAAGAAUACAAUGUUGAGGAGCCACCUGUCUUUGACAUAGAGGCCUUGGCUCAUGAAGUUAGUGAUAUUGAAGCAGCAGCAGCAGUAGCGACUGAGGCAGAAGGGGCAAAGAGUAAGUAA